This is a messenger RNA of Zea mays, 282 nucleotides long. Its product is annotated as VAMP-like protein YKT61. The transcript has a single exon. Gene Ontology annotation, cellular component: Golgi apparatus. Bases 1 to 282 code for a protein of 93 amino acids. Gene Ontology annotation, molecular function: SNAP receptor activity. The record is from RefSeq and is a predicted model, not a curated record. Gene Ontology annotation, biological process: endoplasmic reticulum to Golgi vesicle-mediated transport. Lineage: Eukaryota; Viridiplantae; Streptophyta; Magnoliopsida; Poales; Poaceae.
AUGAAGAAUACGACACUCAUGGUGCUAAAGUUGUCAUCCUCUGGAGUCGGGAGCUCCUCGUCCGGCGGCGAAUCGGGCUCGGAGGCGGUGGUGCUCGCGAACGCUAUGGACGUCAACCACUUCGGCUACUUCCAGCGCAGCGUCGCCCGCGAGUUCAUCGUCUUCGUUGCUCGCACCAUCGCUCAGCGCACCCAGCCAGGCCAGCGGCAGUCCGUCCAGCAUGAUGGUAACCUCAUAUCUGAUCGGCUUUCAAAUCUCUAUAAGAUCUGGGGUCUGUACUAA